CUUGUUUGGGAAGAUUGCACUCGGAUUUUAAAGAUCGUUUACUCGUCAUGUCGCCGCGUAGAGCUCGAGGAACCCGAAGCCGACCGACUGUUCAGAGCCCCGAGGAGGCUGCCCCUGCUGCACCCUCACGUGGAGGUAUACCUUUUUCAUCCUUUUACGAGUUUAAAUACUGUAUUUCGUAAAUUCCAUAUAUAUAUGCACCUGUAUUUGCUUGCAGAUCCUCGUUUGUAUCCUUUGAGGUACCUUCGAGAAGAGCCGGUAUCCUCCUUUGAGGGGAUCGACGCUUAAAAGUGUUUGUUUUGCUUUGACAAAACACACUUCAUAAUACACAGGGGCAAUUUUACAUCAUCCCAUAUGUAUUGAAAGGUUUUGGUAUGCCGUUAUAAUGCCCGCAUACCUCCUUUAUACAUAUGGUGGAUAGAAAAUCGUCACACCUGUUAUGAGAUAACGACUAUAUCUUAUAGAAUGAGAUAUACCGUUUUUUCUCUAAAAUCUUAGGAUGACACUUACACCAUUUAUGUGUAUGCCUCUUUUAUCAGUCCGAUUUCCUUCCACCAUAUUUACUGCUGAUGUGAUUACUGGCCGGAGUAGCGUGACCCACUCUUAUUACGAGGGGAUCCCGUUAAUUGAAUUCUCUCCCCAGUUUAAAUCUGAUUAUAACGGAAGUGAUAGUGAAUUAAUCCAGCGAGGUAGUUGUCGUGUUCUACGACGAUUAAUCACAGAUGCGCCCUUGAUCUCGGAGCAAGACUCGAAUCAAUGCAUAAGGAAGCCAGAUUUCUUAUUUGGUGACUCGGUAAAAGAUCCGAAGAUUGCUUUCUGCCAGCCUGCGCAAUGGUUGCACCAGAGUGGAUCAUCAUUCUUAUAUCUGCCUUUUAUCCCUCGGGAUCAUUCACUGUUAAUGUUCAGGAACCUAUCAGUUGGACGAGAGAUGUUCUGGAAAUUAACCGAAAACCACGAGCACAUUCAUUGUGGUUUCAUUGGAAAGGAAGCAACUCCAGGUUCCAGUGAAAGAGCUCAUGUGAGAGGACUUCAUCCGGGUGUCUUAGGACAAGACAAUAUUCCUCAGAACGAAAAGAUAGUGCAAGCCAACACUGUGAAGAACCGGUUAGCGGCAGCAGGAAAAAGAUUGCCCAGAGAGACUUUCAGGUGUUAUGGAUGGGUCCAUUAUUCUGGGAACAAGUGGUGGUGGACCAGGAUGACCCAAUAUGUGUUGAAACGUUUUGGGCGAGAAUUAGCAGGAUUAGGGUUGGAUGUCCCGAUUCGUGCCACCAUGCAUGGCUUGCAGAGCAGUGUAAGUCAUUUCCUUUGUUUGUUCGAGAUCUACAACCCGGACACCAAUACAUUCUUUACCAAGAACGGGGAACUUGGACUACCACUGCAUGAAAUGAUGCAAGUGUCUGCUUUGCCUAUGGGCGAUGUCCCAUAUCAAGAGUUCUUUCCGACCACCAAUCAGCUGAUUAAGAUGAAAGAUAGCUCGACUGCGACCUAUGACACUCUAUGGGAAUUGACCUGUCAUUAUCAUAUAGCCAUGGCCGAGAUGGAGCCCAAAGCCAGAAAGAAGUCUCCUCAAGUCAGUUUAAAACAAUUCGCUGAUUAUCUCUUCAAGAACCUGGAUGUCCGUUCGGCAGAUGUGUGCGGAUUGUCUCCCUUGAGUACGGAUGAAAUUAACCGUUUGUUAGAGAAAACCAACGCGCAUUCUUAUACUUCGCGCUCAGAAGAUGGAUUUUUGCACGGCACUAAGUUCCGCUCUUAUCUGUGGCAAGCUGGUGUUCCGAUUAGCCCUACUGCUCUGCUGGCGGGUUUUCUAGCCUUAUGGUUAAAGAGAUGUGUAGUUCCCCAUCAAUCCGCAGAUGCGAUGCCAAUGGAAGUGUUGUAUCCGGCCGUCCAGCUGGCUACAGGUCGCAAAUUAUCUUUGCUUCCCGCUAUGGUGGCCGAUAUUCAUAGUGGAUUGCGGCAACUAAUCUCCGCAUUUACCCAGGAGAAAAAGAAACCUUCCGCCAGCCUGUCCGUUCCGAAGCUGGAGCUGCCCUAUACUUACUUAAUGGCCUGGUUGGUACUUCAUCGACCAGAUUUAAUGGAGGCUCCUGAUACGGUAGAUCUCAGUGUCCCUCUGUUGCAAAAUCUCGAGAAUUGCAAAUGGAGCAAACAUCGAGAGCCGGACAUAACGAGGCAGUUUAAAAUUCACAAAUGUUGGGAAUUUUUUCCUUGCUUCCCUCAGUUCUCCGGUACUUACAACACUACCUUAGUGGAUGCUGAAGACCCAAGGCAGAAUCGUACCAUCUUGGAUGUCGGGUGCUUCAGAUGGUUGAUGAAUAUUCGACCUGGAUAUCUGUUGUUCAGGAUAAGGGAUGUUUGCCACAUCGAACCCUAUCUUCCAUGUCGAUUCGCCCGUCAGUUCGGGUAUGAUCAGAUAUACAUCGGCAACCCGAAUCGUCACCUCAGCUUUCGAGGUGGACUUAUCGACGGGGCGAGAGCUUGGUUUUGGAGCAUUGCCGGCUGCACCAAUGUUGAAUUUGAUCUCCCCUUAGAGACGCCGCCUCUACGGAUGACUUUCCUCUUUUGUAAAUGGCUGAUAGCCACCAAUAUUGUCACUCGACGUAGGAGGAUAUCAGACUCAGAGGAAGAAAUAGCUCCACGGCAAGCAGCAGAACUGCCUCGCGAAGCUGUGAUGUCGCCUCGAGGAAAAGAGGCUGCUGAAUCAUCAAGGAAAGGAAAGGAACCGGCUCGCUCAGUCGGUAGUGAAGAAGAAUUUGACUCUGAGGAGACGGAGACUUCCGAGGAGGCGGGUGAGACUAGCUCAAGUUCUGAUGAAAGAGCGGGUCUUUCUGAUUCUUUCUUUGAAAGAGGACUUGUGUGCCCAUCUGUUGCUCCUACUCAAUCACAAGCUACUUCGAGAAAACGGGGAGAGAGGGUCGUCAUGACCUAUCCUAAUCGGAUGACGGUAGACAUUCUCAGUGGGGACGAAGAGGAUGAAGAGGAUGAAGUGCCUCUUGCUCGUCGACAAAGAUCACGACCUCCCACUCAAGCUCAAACCCAAAUUCCUCCUCGAACUGAAUUACGCACCAAACGUCGUCACGAAGGUCCUGAAGCACAUCCACCGAAGAAACAAAAGAAAGCUGCUUCUAAACCGCGCGUUCAUCUUUCUGCCGUAGAAGAUAUCUCUGGUCGUAAUGUUUCUUCUGAUGAACUAGAGAGUCAAGAAGAGGGAGAAUAUCGAGUUGGAGCUGCUUCUCCUGGAGGUAUGGAGACUGAGGAGACCAGCUUCGUCCAGCAAAUGCAAGAUGUUCUGAAAGAAGGACCAGCUGACGUUCCACCCACUCCUGACGUUGAUCCAUCAGCUGCGGACACAGCAGCUACUGGAGGAGUUACAACUAUCCCCAGCUCCUUCAGAGUCGUAGCAUUUGGGUUAGAGGCUCAGAAGUCUUGGGCUGCCUCGGGGGCUGCUGAUUCUGAUUUGGCGCUAGUUGGAAGGAUGACUGUUGCGGUUGUUGUUGCGGGUUCUACUGGUGUUGCAGUAGACGGGCCCGGAACAUAUGCUUGUGGUGUCUUUGGCAUCCAGACUUUACGAUUCUUCGGUGACUUUUCAGACACCGUUUCUUUCUUGGUUCCUUGCGCUUGUUGA
Molecule: messenger RNA, 3622 nt
Organism: Asparagus officinalis (garden asparagus)
Lineage: Eukaryota; Viridiplantae; Streptophyta; Magnoliopsida; Asparagales; Asparagaceae
Exons: 6
Coding region: 500-3622 (1040 amino acids)
Source: RefSeq, a predicted model, not a curated record